AUGCGUUCGGCCGCGGUCGCCGGCUUGUGCCGGGUCUCGACCAAUCGCGCGGUGCUGUUCGUUUUAUGCCCAUAUAAGGUAAUGCCACGGGACGGGCGGAAGAUAGCGGUGCAUCGGGCGAGUCCAUCGGACGCCGGCGCCGUAGCCGGGGCAGCGUACCACGGUCGGCGUGCACUGUGCACCACCCGUCCCCGGCCCAUCGGCGCGCACCGUUACCGAUCCCACCGAAUCGACGGCAAUGGAUUUGUCCGGCAGGAUGCACACCGGCCCCGGACCGUUCGGCCACUUUACGAAAAACUUCCGUAA
This is a messenger RNA of Macrosiphum euphorbiae (potato aphid), 306 nucleotides long. NCBI's taxonomy places the organism in Eukaryota, Metazoa, Arthropoda, Insecta, Hemiptera, Aphididae. The record is from the annotation of a GenBank genome assembly.